This is a messenger RNA of Cotesia congregata, 2062 nucleotides long. NCBI's taxonomy places the organism in Eukaryota, Metazoa, Arthropoda, Insecta, Hymenoptera, Braconidae. The record is from the annotation of a GenBank genome assembly.
AUGGCCGAGUCUACCGGGCCAAUACUCCAUGUCAUUGUCGUUGGUUUUCAUCACAAGAAAGGUUGUCAGGUUGAGUAUUCAUUUCCUCCACUUGUUCCUGGAGCUCCAAAUGAAUGUCCUCUAGGUUGGAAAUACCUUCCUACCUUGGCAUUACCUGACGGUUCGCAUAAUUAUGAUGAAGAUACAGUUUAUUUUCAUCUACCGAGUAUCACUGAUCCAAAAAAAACAGUAUACGGAGUUUCAUGCUUUCGUCAAAUUCCUGUUGAAAAAUUAAAAAAUCGAACUUCUGAUAUGACAAGAGGAACUGUACAAAAAUCAGUUUGUGUUUUAAGUACACUACCACUUUAUGGACAUAUUCAAGUAAAAAUGCAAUUAAUAACUCAUGCAUAUUUUGAUGAAGGAGAUUUUAGUAAAGUAUCAUUAUUAGAAGAUACUUUCAGACAUCUUAAUGCUUGUAUGAGUAGUGACAAACAAGUACCGCCUCAAGUAUUUGUUGGUUUAUCAGCAAGAGAUUUUAUAAUCCUAUUUAGACAUAAAGCAUUAUUGUUAUUUAAAUUACUACUGCUUGAGAGAAAAGUUGUAUUCUAUCAAUCACCUGUUCAGCCGCUUUGCGCAGCAAUACUUACAUUGUUGUCAUUACAUCCGGGUAUGAUUGAAAGCGGGUUGCAACGAGCAGCAUGUGUUAGGCAAACCAUCGAGACCAAUGUCACCGAUUCCAAAUUUCGAUAAGGACGAUGAACAUAUGUCUUGUGUAGAUAAUAAUUCUAUUUUAACGUCAAACGUUGAAACAAAUAAUUUAUAUUGUGUCGAUGGUGAUCAAAGUGACCGUACUAAUGAAAAUUCACUGUGUAAUAAUGAAAACAAAAAUACAGUCGAAGAAAAGUAUGUAAAUAAUUCAAUAGACAAUUCAUCGUUAUUACUGAAAAACAACAAUGAUAAUAAUUUAAAUAGUAAAAUAAUAGAAGUUGCCUCGACAACGGAAUUUAAUGAUACUUACAACAAUCAUGAUGAAACAAAUGACUCUAAAGAUUUGAAUAAAUUAACAGACAAUGUUCAUCGUGUACAAAGUUCAAAUGCUAUUAAUUUUACGAUGGACGAAAAUGAUGGAAUUUUACCCAGAGAUACAAGUAACGACGCACUUUCUGAUGCACGAGUUACUUCUAAUAUCACACAGUUGGCUCAUGUAAACUCAGAACUAUGUGGAUUACCUCUUAAUAUUUUUACUGAGGGGUACCUUUGCUUGCCAUAUCUAUCUUUACCUUACUUGGAUCUUCUUGGAGACAUAAAUGUAAGAGGAUACAUUGUUGGAGCAACAAAUGUUUUAUUCAAACAAAAAAAACAACUUAUAGAUGUUCUUAUUGAGGUUGAAAGUGCAAGAAUAGAGGCAACAGAUCCAGAGCUUCGCCGUCAACUCCAUUUAACCACAGAAGAUUUAAGAUUUGCUGACUAUGUUGUACGACAUGUAGCAGAACCUCGUAGAGAUGUCUUCUUGGAUGGCGUAGGGUGGGAAGGAGGUGAUGAAUGGAUUCGAACACAAUUUCGUGUUUACCUUCUUAGUUUACUCCGAACAUCAAUGCAGCAAGAUACACGACAGUCGGAUCAUUUCAAUGGAGCAUUUGUAGCCGCUUGGAAAACUACUAACAAUUAUAAUUUGUGGUGUAAUUCUGUUAAAACAGAGAUCAAUAAUAUUGAACCGGGACAUCCAUUUGCGGGACAACUAUCUGUUCAAGAUAUGAAAUUAAGGUUUUCCCAUACCAUGCAAAAUACUGAAAGUGGAAGAAAAAUAAAUCAAGCAAUGGCAACUACUGGGAGAGCCGUUGCGACUACAGGAAAAGCCGUCGGCGGUGCACUUUCUCAAGCUAAAGGCGCUUUUUCAAACUGGUGGAGCACAUUGACGACAAUACAACCCGAAGAAGUUGAAGUACGAAACGAUAAUGUUAACCAGGGUAGUGAUACUUCAAAUGACAAUGAUAGUGAAAUUAAAAAAGAAAGUAACAAUCAUAUUAUUGAGGAGCUGGAUACUCCUAUUAGUAGUACUGGUACUACUGUAGAGGUUGAUUAA